GGCGUAUCUCGACGCGUGCAAUCUCCAGGCUCGACAGAAGCAAUCAGCUCCGCUUGCCGGCGAAGAUAUCCGUGGAGGAGGAAUCCGGGGUAUCGUUCGCUCGUCCGCCUAGUUAACGAUAAUUCGAUAGUAGUCAUCGAGCUGCUCGAACGUGCGUGCGAAUGAAAACGAGUUCGGGAUCGGAUCGCCGCGCGGAGACAAGAAUCGGCGACGUCUGCCCACGGAUUCCGGGGUAAUGGUUAUCGCCGCGACCAACCAAGUCGAGGAAGGAAUUUAACGUUGAAACUCGCACGAUGGCUCUGGAAAUCGUAAGGUUCUUGUUCGCGAUAAUGCUAUGCAUCGCGAACAUGAUCAUCUACGGUCAGAAGGUGAACAUAGCGACAACGAUCGUCGGCAUGGUGAAGGCUAAAAAGGAGGGAGACCAUGUUGGGGAUGCAUCGCACGAAUGCAAUUUCGACGUUGAGGACACAUCGCCCAUCGAUAUAGAUGGUCCGUUUGAUUGGUCAACGACCGAACAGGGCUUGGUCGUCAGUAUAUAUUUCGCUGGUUACCUCGUGGGGAUGUUUCCAUCCGGAUAUUUUGCAGAUCGCUUCAACACCAAAAACGUUCUGCUGAUCUGCGUGCUGGCCAACGCGAUCUUAACCCUGCUGGUUCCAGUGGCGGCCCACGAUCUAGUUGCCCUCUACAUUGUCAGGUUCCUCCUAGGCCUCGCGAGUGCUGCGAAUCUUCCAGUGGUGAACGUGCUCGUGGGCAAAUGGCUCGUUUACGAAGAGAAGAGUCUAUGGGUCGCGAUCAUUUAUGCUGGAACGUCACUCGGCACCGUCGUGUCGAUCUUCACUUCUGGAAUGAUAAUGAGCAGCCUGGGUUGGGAGGCAGUCUACUAUAUACAUGGCGUUUUGCCUUUGAUUUGGUGCGUGGUUUUCUUCUUCUUCUUCGCUGACAACCCGGAAACGCAGAAGUACAUAAGCGAAAACGAGAGGAAUCUCAUCGUGAAGUCUUACGGCCACAGAACACCCGAAUCGGGGACCAUGAAGGUCCCGUGGAAACACAUAUUUACUUCAGUGCCAUUUUGGGCUCUGGUUUACACCAAUACCUUUGGAAACUUCUGUUGGUAUUUCUUGCUCACCCAGCUGCCAUUGUACAUGAACAAAAUUCUCAGGUUUGACGUAAAGUCGAAUGCCGCCAUCAGCUGUUCCCCAUAUCUAAUUAACGCAAUAGUGAAUCCAUUGCUCGGCAAAAUGUUGGACUGGGGCAGGAAGAAGAAUUACUGGAGCCAAACCGUAGCUCGAAAGAUUGCAGUGUUCAUAAGCUGCAUUCCGCCGAGCAUCUGUCUCAUAAUAAUCGCGUACGUCGGCUGCGAUCGCGUGGCUUCCACCGUGCUAUUGAUAUUGAGUAUAGUGUUGUGCGGUGCGAUUUUCGUCGGCCAUCUCUGCAAUCAGAAUGAUCUGGCACCGAAUUACGCGGGGAUCUUAAUGGGCAUCACAAAUACGCCUGGAACGAUCUCGGCGUUCAUCUUGCCAGCCUUGGUAGGCGCUCUCAUGGAAGGCGGGCACACUAUGGCACGUUGGACAAUCGUCAUUUGGAUAAACGUUGCUGCCCAACUAUCAGCUUUUGUCGUAUAUGCCAUCUUUGGUUCAGGAGAGAUACAAAACUGGAACAAUCUGUCGGAAGAAACUUGGACCUAAGAUGACGAAAGGCAAAUAUAGUCUUUCAUUUCAUUGUUACUAUUUACUUCGUGAGUUUGGUAAUUACAUCAACGAUAGUGAGGCUGAAUACUGCCACAUACAAAGACAGAGAUCUUUGUGAUUUAUAAACAAUGCUAGAAACAAGCCCGACGAUGAUUAUUGUAACCGUAUUUACGUUCACAAAAGUUGGUAAAAACAUUUUAUGCAUAUUGUAUUCACCAAUUGGUACAAAUUUUAUACAGACGGUAGUAAUAAAUUUGUAUUUUUAUGAAA
Molecule: messenger RNA, 1958 nt
Organism: Hylaeus anthracinus
Lineage: Eukaryota; Metazoa; Arthropoda; Insecta; Hymenoptera; Colletidae
Product: putative inorganic phosphate cotransporter
Exons: 6
Coding region: 294-1685 (463 amino acids)
Biological process (GO): transmembrane transport; monoatomic anion transport
Molecular function (GO): transmembrane transporter activity
Source: RefSeq, a predicted model, not a curated record